GUUGUGGAGACAGUGGUGUGACGCUCGGGCAAAUAUAGCUUGACUGAACUUCAAGUGGUGGAUGUUUUUAAGGUAUUAUUAAAUGUCAUUUUAAGUUUUCAUUGGCUUUUUUAGCUUCUUUGAAAUGAGGCAAUCCUUAUGUGUGCAAUUUGUGAAAUUUAGCCUGUGAAGUGAAGAAUUAAGUGAUCUGAAGUGCUGUUGUGUUGUGGUAAGAUGAGGUUGUGGUAUUAUCACUAGCCUCAGCAUCACGUGUUGGAGAAUCGAGAAUGGAGGAGUAAUAACUUUUGGAGGCGCCUUAUGGAUUUAUUCAUCUCCAGGAAGAUUGAAUUGUCAUUUAGGGUCCGAGAUGGCAGAGAACGGAGUUCGGGAUAAUGAUGGUUUGAAAAAAUCUGCUAUUGAGUGAAUGGACCCUCAGCCGCUGAAAAAGCACAAUUCCAUUCUCACGGCUUUUCUCUAAUUGAUGCCAGUGAAUUAUCUCACAAGAAGAAAAGAAGACAUUCUCAGCUAAUUUGAAAGGAUUGCAAGCACUUAUUCUACACUGGCCUUAUCUACAACGUGUUUAUCACCUGUGCUAGCAGGUCCUGCUGUGGCCGGUCCUUCUACAUGUGAUGUAGCAGGCCUAGCACAGGCACCCAAUGAUCCCCUCGAUGCUACUACUAUGGCCGAGUUUCAACAAGGCCGACAAGUGGUUGUAGAUCGCCUGAAACGUCGAAUAAGCCAGUACCGAACUGAGCACAACACUAUAGCUGCUCACAUUGAGGCUACUUUUCCGGCAGUUUACGACACUGAACAUAAGAGGACUCUGGCCUUGAAACAAAGGCACAUCGAAUCAAAAACCAAGAAGAAUUCAACUAAGAAAGAAAAGAAAUUAGACCAACCUCAAGCAAACAUGGGGCAAAGUAAAAUGUUGGCUCGUGGCCACGAAGCUACAAAUGACGACCCUCCUGAAAACCCAGCAAAGAAACCAAGACUCACAGGCCCUGCUCAUAUCAUAAACACGACCUCAACCUCAGGCUCUAGUAGCCUAAAUAGUAAUGUGGCAACUUUUGUGUCCAACAAUACUGCAUCAUCUUCAACUGGAAAUAAUUCUUCAAAUGGUCCCAAUGUAGACAUAACUGAAUUUCAAAUCGUGCAGCAACUGCAUGCUUUGAAAAGAAGUGAUUCACCCCUAGCCCAGGUACCUGCUGUGAAUAGCGUGGACAGCAGCUUUCCUGGUAAUCUUCUUCCUUCAAACUUCUUUGAAGAUGUUAAAAAGGAAGAGUUUGAUAUUGAAGAUCUCGAGUCCUUUGAAGAUGCGUUCCGUGACAUAGAUUUUGACUUGAUCCAAAGCGAAGACCUUGACAUGAGUGAUGUUCGCCCAGAAAACAGCAAUGCCUCUGGCUUUUCAUUAGGUAACGACUGUGAUCCCUUUAGUUUGGUUCUUGAGAACGGAGAGGCCACUAGUGUCAGCAGUGAUGGUGGAACUGUGGGUGUUUUGACAAACAGCAGCACCAGUCCCAGCAUGUUGCAGCAACUAUCUCAACAGCAGCAGGAACCUACUACCACAAUAAGAAUGCCACAAUCACAAACAAUGACUGCAACAAGCAAUCCACCAAGUUCCGUCCCAUCUCCUGCCUCCUUCCAACAGGGUUAUAGUAAUCCUCAGGCUUUGAGCCAAGCUUCACAGUUUCCCACAUCUUCUACAGUACAAACGUCUACGAGCUCUCCUGGUCCUUUUCAAAAUACUCCGUCGUCGAUGUCUAAAGUCCAUGUUGGAGGAAUACCUACUGUCAUGCCGGGCUUGCCUCCUCAAGCUGGUGACAGCCCUGCUGCAACCACUCUAAAAAAUAUGGCCCAAGUUCAUCAGAAGCAGCAAAUCGGCCCUGUCGUUGGACCAGGUCGUGCUCAAGGCUUCAAUGAUUUCGUACCUUUUUCUGUCACAAAUUCACAAGCUAUUAGGCAAAAUGUUCCUAAUCAUCCUAUGUAUGCCCAAGGAAUGAAUUCAAACAUGAAUUCCAUGUAUAACACACAGAAUCCAUCAUCAAUGAAUGAAAUGGACCUGAAGAAAAGACAGAUGUUACAUCAGCAGCAACAAAUGCAGAUACAGCUAAAUAAUUCUGGUAUGCAAAUGCAGCAACCUCAACAUGGUCAAGCUAACAUGCAUCCACAGCAAGCAAUCUCAAUAUCUACAGCUUCAAGUAUGCCGCAUCAUCUUCAACAGCAGCAGCAGCAGCAAUCGGCGCUAUCAAUACCCUCUAGUCAAAGUUCUCAAAUGUCGAAUAUAGGAGGUAGUAACUCUUCAGUCAUGGUUACUCAAACCACAACUCCGCACACUUUGCCAAAAGCACCCACCCCCUCGCAUAUGCUCCAAGGCCAAAUGAACCCACAAAUAGUUCCUCACCAGCAGCUUCCCCAGCAACAAACUGGCCUCCAGCCUCAACUUGGUAACGGAACUCAAGCUAAUGGCCCACAGCAAAAUCAAGCUCAUGCUCAGUCCAAUGUCGGCCCUGUUACAAAUACUAAUGGUAUGGUUAAUGUCUCCUCUGGCGACAUGAACUCCAUGCAACAACACCAUCAGAUGCCGCACAUGCAACAGAUGAUGUCAAUGCAACAAAGUGCUGCAGGAGGACCAGCUGCAAUGAUGGGCGGGAUGCAAGGAGGCUUCUCAAGAAUGUCACCCAUGGCGAGCUAUGGAGGCCAGCCUGGGGCAGGUGCCAUGGGGCAGUAUGGAGCCAUGCCCAUGAGAGGACCAAGUGGUGUGCGACCAGCCUAUCACCGACCAUCAUCACUCUCACCAGGAGCACAGAUGGUUCCGUCGAUGAGUGCGGAUGGCAAGAUGUCCCAAGAAAUGUAUUACCCUGCACAAUUUUCUGGCAUGGGCCAGUCCCAGCCUCCAAGGUACCCCAACCAAAUGAUGGGUCCGUCCAUGAUGCGUGCCAUGACUCCAGGUCAACACAGCUUAAUGAUGAGCCAAAAUGGCCAGAUGAUGACACGACCUCCACCUCCUGAAUACCGCCACGCUACUAAUAUCAUGCAGCAACAACAGCAGCAGAUGAUGGCCCAACCGAUGCCCCAGGCCAUGGGGCCAGGUAUGGGCCAGAUGGUUUAUGGCAACAUGAGGCCGGGGCUCCGACCUGGCAUGGCUGGAGGUAACAUGGUUAACUUGGGCAAUGGUACCCCCACGGGAGCUGUACCGUCGUCGAUGCUGGGUGCUGGAGGUCCUACAUCAAAUGCAAGUGGCAUGGUUCAGCAGCAGCAAAGUCUGCCUCCAAGUCUACCUUCCAUGAAACCAGGAGGGGCUGUAGGCACUGUUUCUUCAACUGCCCCCAGCACAAGUCUCGCGACGUCUCUUGCAAUGACAUCGAUGUGCCCAGCUUCUUCCAUGGCGUGCACCAUGACAUCAGCAGGCGGCAUGUCUGCCGUCCACUCCAACGUGGGCGGUCAAUGUUCGGUCGCGAGCCGCGCCGCCAUGAUGCAGCAACAUCAACGCUCCUGCCCCCCUAAUGUCAACGUCGGUCCAGGGGGCCUCGUACCCCAGAUGCAGUCAGGCCGACCCGAGUGGAGCAACAUGAUGAUGCAGCGCGGCCAGACUGGCAUGAUGAUGCGGCCAUCAGGGUAUCCCAGCCAUCCACAUCAUCAGCAGCAGCAAGCUGGCAUGAUGGGACAAAACUCUCAGAUGAUGGGCAUGGCAAGAAAUCCUUCUCAGAUGAUGCCAAUGAUGGCAGGGCCGGGCAUGUCUGCCAACAUGCAAGGCAAUAUGGCGGCGAUGCAGCCUGGUAUGGGAGGUCCCAUGGCACCUGGCAUGGCUGGUCCCAUGCAGCCCGGCAUGGCUGGCCCCAUGCAGCCCGGCAUGGCAUCUGGCAUGCAAGGCCCUGGAAUGAAUCCUACAUCCAGAAUAGCCGGCAUGCCAGGAGCUUUGGCUCCAGGGCAGGUGCGGAUGGGACUGCAAAUGAGCCAGAGCGGCGGCAUGGGCGGAGCGCAAGUCACAUCACAAUACCCCGCUCCAGGGACGCCAAUGGGCAGCAUGGCCCAGAUGCCGCUCCAAGGAGCAUCAGGCUCCAUGGUGCCACCGGGCCAGAUGCAGGGUGCCUCUGGUCCCCACAUGAUGGGUGCGGGGCCAGGAAGGAAUUCAGGCGUCGUAGGAGGCAUACCUAGUGCCAGAAGUCCUGCAGGAAUGGUACAAAUGAACGGAGGACAAAGUCAUCCCAUGAGUCCUGCCAACAUGGGUAACAUGGGUGGCUCAAGUCCUGCUAGCAUGGCUGGUAUGGGGAGUCAGGCCCAUAGCCCCGCCAGCAUGGGUGGUAUGAGUCACCCACGCUCCCCAGCCGCCAUGAUGCAACACCCGCGCUCCCCCGCGACCAUGGGAGGGCCUGGUAGACCCCUAAGUAACCCCAGCAUGGGUUACUCCGCCCCUGGAGGGACUACCCCCAAUAUGAUGAACGAUUUAGUCCCCACAACAAUUGGUUCUUCUCGCUCUAACCCUGCCACUUCUAUGGCUGGCGUCCCUAAUAAUAACUCCCUCAAUAAGUCGAGCACUCCUACUCCAUGUGCUAGUUUAGCCUCUAAUAAUAACAAUAAUAACGCCUCUAAUGGUCAGCAACAACAGCGACCUCCGAGUACCGGUAGGAUCUCUCAGCCACUCACUCCUAACCCUCCCUCAUGCAACUCUAACUCUACAUCCACCACCACCGCUAACUCUUCCUCCCACACGAACACUGCUAACGCCAACGCCAAUAAAAACAACCCUAGUAAUCCCCAGCAACAAAUAGAGCAUCUAGAUAUUAAUAGCUUUUUUAAUGCUCCGCAGGAUUUCGCGUCAUUAUUAGAAGAACAUAAUUAGAUCCCUCGUCCUAUAUAUCUAACGUAUGUAAAUAUAUCAUUAAAAUGAGUAGGAUAAGCAUUGUUAACAAUUCCGUAUUAUUGAGACACACAGUAUUGUAUUUGAGAAUAAUUUAGUGUGCGUCCAGGAAGUUGUAAGCAUAAGUCGCAUUCCUUCUCGUAAAGAUAAGCGAUUAUGGAGUUAAGGAACUGCCUAUUAUUAUUGGUGCGGUGUAAGUUGUUGAUAGUGUACAGCUCCUUGCGUUCUGCCAUUGAUUUGUGAAGCCAAUAGCGUAUAUUUUGUAAGUAAUAUUACUAUUAUUAUUACUGAUGCAAAAGUCGUGCGUACUCAUUGAUGUACAGUUUGCAUCCGUUAUUUAUUGAGCGCCAUUACUUAUCAGAGUCCGUAUUGAUAAUGAAGACGUCGUUGAGUGGCAAGCAGGCAGCCUGCUCGCCGUAACUCUCCUAAUAUAUUCACUUCACUAUGCAGCAUCACAAAGAGUUUAUGUCAAACUUAGGGAUUAAAAGAAAGUAUUGUCUCAUAUGAAGGAUUAAGAGAAAACGCCCUUAUAAGUAAACAAAUGGAUUAUUUGUAGUAUUAUUCAUAAUAGUGAAAUAAUUUGAUAAUCACACAGUAUUAUUGAUUCUUAAAGUUGUUUCGAAUUAGAUAAAUUAAAAUCAUUGGUUUAAAAUGAGUGGAUGCAGAUGUUGAAAUAGUAAGACUUGUAGUGUAGAGGUGGUUUUUCAAGUUUCCCUCUUUUACAGCUAUAGACUCCAUUGAUGAGAAAAGAAUAGCACACAAUCCCAUUAUACCAAAAUUAAUUUUAAAUUAACUAAUUGACAAAAUUAUUUAAUCUCAACUAA
Hyalella azteca is the source of this 5661-nucleotide messenger RNA. RefSeq names its product histone-lysine N-methyltransferase 2D. Gene Ontology annotation, biological process: Notch signaling pathway; positive regulation of transcription by RNA polymerase II. Gene Ontology annotation, molecular function: transcription coactivator activity. Gene Ontology annotation, cellular component: nuclear speck. The coding region runs from base 659 to 4819 and encodes 1386 amino acids. The record is from RefSeq and is a predicted model, not a curated record. Lineage: Eukaryota; Metazoa; Arthropoda; Malacostraca; Amphipoda; Hyalellidae. The transcript is spliced from 8 exons.